Molecule: messenger RNA, 1885 nt
Organism: Xenopus tropicalis (tropical clawed frog)
Lineage: Eukaryota; Metazoa; Chordata; Amphibia; Anura; Pipidae
Gene: m6pr
Product: mannose-6-phosphate receptor (cation dependent)
Biological process (GO): protein targeting to lysosome
Cellular component (GO): Golgi apparatus; endomembrane system; lysosomal membrane
Molecular function (GO): protein domain specific binding
Source: RefSeq, marked provisional
CUCUCAGCCGUACGUACCCGCUCCAGGUAUGGCAUUGCUAUUAACCCUUACAUGGCCCUGCUUGUGCUAGUGGGGCGGGCCCCCUGGGUGCGGCUGCUUACUGUACCCGGCAUUCCCCUCUGCAGGUCGGCGCCCCACACUGAAGGCUGCUGGGAUGCGCUGCUAGAUUGCUAAGUACCAACAUUGAAUACAAAGAAAUCUACUGAAAUCCCAUAAAAAAAGCUACAGGAUGUGCGCCCCCUUGUGGUGUGUCUCCAUUGCUGCACUUUUAGCCAUAGCCGCUGGUGAAAAUCUGGUCGACAGCUGCCAACUGGUGGGCGGAGACAGAAAGUCUGUAACCGAGCAACAACUCUUGGCCAAACUCGCUCCUCUUAAGGGCAAAAGGUUUGAGGCCAAGACUCAAGAAGGCUCCGACAUCUACACAUAUACCUUCGUAGUAUGCGGCCGGGUCAACAACGACUCCAAAAGCACCAAUGAGGGUCUAGUGCAAUCCAAAGACGGAUCUAAAGACACCUCUGUGAUUGGCCGGAUCAACGAUACCCACAUCAUUAAUGGAAGCGACUGGAUCAUGCUGUACUAUAGAAGUGGCGACAAGUACGACACUCACUGCAAUAACGAAGCGAGGAAAGCCAUGGUCAUGAUAUCCUGCAACAAGGGGACUGUCGGGGACGGCUUCACGGUAAUUCAGGAAGAGAGGAACAAAUCCAGCGAAUGUUUCUACCUGUUUGAGAUGGACAGCAGCCUCGCCUGCCCUCCCGAAGAGUCGCAUCUCAGCGCCGGCUCCAUCCUCCUGAUCGUGUUCGCUGUUCUGGUGGCCGUUUACCUCAUUGGCGGGUUCCUUUACCAGCGCUUUGUGGUUGGAGCCAAAGGGAUGGAGCAGUUUCCUAAUAUCACUUUGUGGCAAGAGCUCGGCAACCUGUCGGCAGAUGGCUGUGAUUUUGUGUGUCGCUCGCGGCCUCGGACGUCCGAAACGGCGUAUCGAGGGGUGGGGGAAGAUCAGCUAGGGGAGGAGCCAGAAGAAAGAGACGAUCACCUGCUACCCAUGUGAGAAGAAGGAAUCCCGCCAUGUGGAUAGAAUAGGAGCCGGGAGAAGCACAGCCCUGGGGCCCCUGUUCCUCUCUUUUCUCCCUCCUGUUUGUGCCCCUGUUCUUGCCUAAUGCUUUUCUAAAGGGCUGGGGCCCAACUCCCUGAAACCAUUUUGUUUUGAUGUUCUUGUUGGCAUAGGUAUGAUCCUGUACUGGGUACUUGCGCCUGGGGCCAACGUAGGGUAGCGCUUACUGUGUGACCCAGGCCUUCUGUACAGGGGAAUGAAGGGACUACCCCGCCCCCCUGCCCCCCCAGCCUGAGCUUUAAGAUGAUCUGGUCAGGGAUAGUGCUGUAGGCAGCCCGGGCCAGUACUUUGGGCCACACGCGAUGGUACAUUAGCUGCCGGCCAUGUUUCCGCUGCAGUAAAGGAGAGCUUUUGUCCGAUCAUUUACUUGUACAGGACCAGAGAAGCACUGUUUGAUUGGUUAUAGGCCUUCACCCUGGUUCUGCUUGGUCCAGUCCAGGGAUGUGAGAUUAGAAGGGUCUCUAGAACCUCCCCCCCCCGCCCCCGGUGAUACCAAAGGUAUUAGUACUGAUGGGACAACUACUGAUUUAUUUAAUAAGCAGCAAAGUACAUACCGCUUCCAUAUGAGCACUGUGUCCCUCCAUGAAAGGUCUCACACCCAGUACUGCCCCUCCCAUGCUCGCCUUUUGCACCUUUGCCCCUCUCCCACAUCUGUUACCUAUAGGUCACUGCUUUUUCUUGGGGUGUUUAUAUAUUUUGUGAUUUAUUGGGGGUUUUCUGAGAUUUGUUUUGUAUGAAAACGGUCCUAAAAUAAACUCUUCCCCAUUACCUCUA